CGCUUCCAACUCCUCCCCCACCGCCUCUCCCCUCCUCCUACUGCUCCCUCGGUCCCCUCCUCCCUGCUCUCUCCGGAGCGCCGGGUCGGAAGCUGGUUGGAGCGCAGGGGUUGGUGGCAGAGCCCAGCUCCGCGGAGUCGGGCGGGUCGGCCGCGCGUCCAGCGGCUGCUGGGAGCCCGAGAGCUUCGGGCGCGGGUCCGGGUCGAGGCUGCACCGGAGCGCUGAGCCGAGAGCUGGAGGCCGUUCCUGCGCGGUCGCCCGGUUCCCAGACCGGUUGCCAGCCUUUCUGGUUCGCCCCCGCCGCUCCGCGCCGCCGCGAGCCAAGAGCCGCCGGGAGUCUCCGGGACCCGGCACCUGCGCCCGCAGCUCGGAGGUCUUCGUCCCAGCCUGCCUCCGGGAGCCAGGACUGCUGAGGGGCCCACCAUGGUGGCCAUGGGACCCCUGGCCAUCUCACUGUUGCUGUCCAGCCUCACACUGCUGGUAUUCCACCUGUCCAGCUCCCAGGACGUCGCCAGUGAGCCCAGCAGUGAGCAGCAGCUGUGUACCCUGAGGGAGCACCCCACCGUGGCCUUUGAAGAUCUGAAGCCAUGGGUCUCUAACUUCACCUACCCAGGAGCCCGAGAUUUCUCCCAGCUCGCUCUGGAUCCCUCCAGAAACCAGCUAAUCGUGGGAGCCAGGAACUACCUCUUCAGACUCAGCCUUGCCAAUGUGUCCCUUCUGCAGGCCACAGAGUGGGCCCCCAGCGAGGACACACGCCGCUCCUGCCAAAGCAAAGGGAAGACUGAGGAGGAGUGUCAGAACUACGUGCGCGUCCUGAUCAUCACUGGCCGGAAGGUGUUCACGUGUGGGACCCAUGCCUUUUCCCCAGUGUGCUCCAGCAGACAGGUGGGGAACCUCAGCCGGACUAUUGAGAAGAUCAAUGGUGUGGCCCGCUGCCCCUACGACCCUCGCCACAACUCCACAGCUGUCAUCUCCUCCCAGGGGGAGCUCUAUGCGGCCACUGUCAUCGACUUCUCAGGUCGGGACCCUGCCAUUUACCGAAGCCUGGGCCGUGGGCCACCACUUCGCACUGCCCAAUAUAACUCCAAGUGGCUCAAUGAGCCAAACUUUGUGGCAGCCUAUGAUAUCGGGCUGUUUGCAUACUUCUUCCUGCGUGAGAACGCGGUGGAGCAUGACUGUGGACGCACUGUGUACUCUCGGGUGGCCCGUGUGUGCAAGAAUGAUGUGGGGGGCCGGUUCCUACUGGAGGACACGUGGACCACGUUCAUGAAAGCCCGGCUUAACUGCUCCCGCCCAGGCGAGGUCCCCUUCUACUACAAUGAGCUGCAGAGUGCCUUCCAUCUGCCCGAGCAGGACCUCAUCUAUGGGGUCUUCACCACCAACGUAAACAGCAUUGCCGCUUCUGCCGUCUGCGCCUUCAACCUCAGUGCCAUCUCCCAGGCUUUCAAUGGCCCGUUUCGCUACCAGGAGAACCCCAGGGCUGCCUGGCUCCCCAUCGCCAACCCCAUCCCCAAUUUCCAGUGCGGCACUCUGCUGGAGACUGGCCCCAACGAGAACCUAACGGAGCGCAGCCUGCAGGACGCACAGCGCCUCUUCUUGAUGAGCGAGGCCGUGCAGCCGGUGACACCAGAGCCUUGUGUCACCCAGGACAGCGUGCGCUUCUCACACCUCGUGGUGGACCUUGUGCAGGCCAAGGACACGCUCUACCACGUGCUCUACAUCGGCACCGAGUCGGGCACCAUCCUGAAGGCACUGUCCACGGCGAGCCGCAGCCUCCGCGGCUGCUACCUGGAGGAGCUGCACGUGCUGCCCCCUGCGCGCCGCGAGCCCCUGCGCAGCCUGCGGAUCCUGCCCAGCGCGCGCGCGCUCUUCGUGGGGCUGAGCGACGGCGUGCUGCGAGUGCCGCUGGAGAGGUGCGCCGCCUACCGCAGCCAGGGGGCAUGCCUGGGGGCACGGGACCCGUACUGCGGCUGGGACGGGAAGCAGCAACGUUGCAGCACGCUGGAGGACAGCUCCAACAUGAGCCUCUGGACCCAGAACAUCACAGCUUGUCCUGUGCGGAAUGUGACACAGGAUGGGGGCUUUGGUCCAUGGUCACCAUGGCAACCAUGUGAGCAUUUAGAUGGGGACAAUUCAGGCUCUUGUCUGUGUCGGGCCCGAGCCUGUGACUCCCCUCGUCCCCGCUGUGGGGGCCUCGACUGCCUGGGGCCAGCCAUGCACAUUGCCAACUGCUCUAGGAAUGGAGCGUGGACCCCGUGGUCAUCGUGGGCGCUGUGCAGCACGUCUUGUGGGAUUGGCUUCCAAGUCCGCCAGCGAAGCUGCAGCAACCCCGCUCCCCGCCACGGGGGCCGCAUCUGCGUGGGCAAGAGCCGCGAGGAACGGUUCUGUAACGAGCACACGCCCUGCCCGGUGCCCAUCUUCUGGGCGUCCUGGGGCUCCUGGAGCAAGUGCAGCAGCAACUGCGGAGGCGGUGUGCAGUCGCGGCGUCGGACCUGUGAGAACGGCAACUCCUGUCCGGGCUGCGGCCUGGAGUUCAAGACGUGCAACCCCGAGGGCUGCCCCGAAGUGCGGCGCAACACACCGUGGACGCCGUGGCUGCCAGUGAACGUGACGCAGGGCGGGGCGCGGCAGGAGCAGCGCUUCCGCUUCACGUGCCGCGCGCCCCUGUCCGACCCCCAUGGCCUGCAGUUUGGCCGGAGAAGGACGGAGACUAGGACCUGCCCCGCUGACGGCUCCGGAGCCUGCGACACCGACGCCCUGGUGGAGGAUCUCCUGCGCAGCGGGAGCGCCUCCCCGCACACGGUGAGCGGAGGCUGGGCCGCCUGGGGCCCGUGGUCGUCCUGCUCUCGAGACUGUGAGCUGGGCUUCCGCGUCCGUAAAAGAACCUGCACCAACCCGGAGCCCCGCAAUGGGGGCCUGCCCUGUGUGGGCGACGCCGCCGAGUACCAGGACUGCAACCCCCAGGCUUGCCCAGUAAGAGGUGCCUGGUCCUGCUGGACCUCAUGGUCCCCAUGCUCAGCCUCCUGCGGCGGGGGCCACUACCAACGCACACGUUCCUGCACCAGCCCCGCGCCCUCCCCCGGUGAGGACAUCUGCCUGGGGCUCCACACGGAGGAGGCACUGUGUGCCACACAGGCCUGCCCAGAAGGCUGGUCACUAUGGUCUGAGUGGAGUGUGUGUACUGAGGAGGGGAUCCAGAGCCGCAGCCGGCACUGUGAGGAACUUGUCCCAGAGCCCAGCACCUGUGCUGGGAAUAGCAGCCAGAGCCGCCUCUGCCCCUACAGCGAGAUUCCUGUGAUCUUGCCAGCCUCCAGCAUGGAGGAGGCCGCCAGCUGUGGAGGGUUCAGUCUCAUCCAUCUGGUGGCCACGGGUGUCUCCUGCUUCCUGGGCUCUGGGCUUCUGACCUUGGCAGUGUACCUAUCUUGUCAGCACUGCCAGCGGCAGUCCCAGGAGUCCACACUUGUCCAUCCCGCCACCCCCAACCAUCUGCACUACAAGGGUGGGGGCACCCCCAAGAACGAGAAGUACACGCCCAUGGAGUUCAAGACCCUGAACAAGAAUAACUUGAUCCCUGAUGAUAGAGCCAACUUCUAUCCAUUGCAGCAGACCAAUGUGUACACCACCACCUACUACCCAAGCCCACUGAACAAACACAGCUUUCGGCCCGAGGCCUCACCUGGACAACUAUGUUUCCCUAACAGCUGAUACCAUCAUCCUGGGGACUUGGGCUCCUUGCCUUCCUAAGGCACAGAGCAGGUGGAGAUGGGACAGUGGAGCCAGUUUUAUUUUCCCUCUGCACUAGGCCAAGAACUUGCUGCCUUGCUCAUGGGGGUCUCAUCCAGCUUUAGAGAGCUCUGGCUGGAGUGGACCAUGGUGGAGAGGGCUGGCUUCAGGCUGGCAUGUGGCUCCAUGUCCAGCCCGGCCCGCGUCUCCCAUGGCUGCCUUGCAACCCACCAUCACGCUGACCCUCCCCUGCCAUGCCUGGCUGCGGAACUGCUGGGUGUGUGAGGAAUCAGAGAGUGGAGAUGGUGAGAGGACAAGCUCUUGGGUUUGGGUUGGAAACAACUGCCUGUGGCCACCAUGAGCUGAGUCUGCCCCUCUCUGGAGGGCCCCAAGAAGGGCCUGCGCUACAUCCUGAUUAUCUCUGAAAGAAAUUAGUUGAAUGGUCCAGUAGCUCUGGAUUCUCAGCCCAUGUAUGGGCCAUUGCGGUGCUGCCCUAGUGUGACACAGUGGACCAAGGCCAGCCUAGGUUGUCCACCUCUGCCUAGUAGUCCAUACUUCACCCAGGGACAUCCCUGUGGUGAGGCAGUGAGGACUGGGGACUGGAGGCUGGUCUUUGCUGAGAAACUCUUUCAUCUGGGCUGGCACAGGCCUCAGGUGGCCCAGGAGGAUGAGUGGCUCAGGGCUACAGGAGGCAAGAGUCUGGCUACUGUGCUUCUGUGGAGACUGUCUGCCAAUUGCUGCUCAAUAAGAUUGUCAGCUGAGACCUGCUUGGAAGUCUCUGCUGGCCCCUCAUCUGUUCAGGAACACACACAAUCACAAGAUGCCACUGCAACAAAAAAGGUGUUGAGCUGUGGCAUUAUUAAUUAAAGAUGAUAUCCAGU
This is a messenger RNA of Nycticebus coucang (slow loris), 4604 nucleotides long. It is a transcript of the gene SEMA5B, whose product is annotated as semaphorin 5B. The transcript is spliced from 22 exons. Gene Ontology annotation, biological process: neural crest cell migration; positive regulation of cell migration; axon guidance. Gene Ontology annotation, molecular function: semaphorin receptor binding; chemorepellent activity. The coding region runs from base 424 to 3705 and encodes 1093 amino acids. Lineage: Eukaryota; Metazoa; Chordata; Mammalia; Primates; Lorisidae. The record is from RefSeq and is a predicted model, not a curated record.